CUUUGUUUGUUUACUGCUCAGUACCAGCCAAAGUCCAACUGUUUCAACUCUGUAGUAUUAAUAUACAAUCUCCCUAAUAGGCGUCUGGUCGAGCGCUACUCAAAUUUGAUUUUUUUUUUUUUGUUGCUAGUCAAUAACAGAGAAAAUGAGUUUCAGAGAAGAAACUGAAGAUGCAAAUUUACGGAAACCAUUCUUGCACACCGGGAGCUGGUAUCGUAUGGGUUCAAGGCAAUCCAGUAUGAUGGGGUCUUCUCAGGUCAUUCGUGAUAGCUCCGUCUCUGUUUUGGCUUGCGUUCUUAUUGUGGCUUUGGGUCCUAUCCAAUUCGGUUUCACCUCUGGUUAUUCAUCACCUACACAAGAGGCAAUCACCGAAGAUCUUGGACUCUCUGUUUCGGAGUUUUCUUGGUUCGGUUCUUUAUCUAAUGUGGGUGCUAUGGUUGGGGCAAUAGCUAGUGGUCAGAUUGCUGAGUAUAUUGGGCGAAAAGGGUCUUUAAUGAUUGCUUCGAUUCCUAAUAUCAUAGGAUGGCUUAUAAUAUCUUUUGCCAAAGAUUCAUCUUUUCUUUACUUGGGGAGAUUGUUGGAAGGUUUUGGUGUAGGAAUUUUCUCUUAUACGGUGCCCGUAUACAUAGCUGAGAUAGCGCCUCAGAACUUGAGAGGGGCCUUGGGUUCAGUGAAUCAGCUCUCUGUCACCAUUGGAAUAAUGCUGGCUUAUUUGCUGGGACUUUUUGUUCAAUGGAGAAUACUUGCAGUACUAGGAAUAUUGCCAUGUUUAAUAUUGAUACCUGGCCUGUUUUUCAUUCCAGAGUCUCCACGGUGGCUGGCAAAAAUGGGUAUGACAGAAGAGUUUGAAUCUUCUUUGCAAGUUUUGCGGGGAUUUGAAACUGAUAUAUCAGUUGAAGUGAAUGAAAUAAAGAGGGCUGUAGCAUCAUCAACCAGAAGAACAACUGUCCGAAUGGCAGAACUCAAACAGAAAAGAUAUUUUCGACCUUUGACGAUUGGAAUUGGACUACUUAUAUUUCAGCAGCUCAGUGGAGUAAAUGCCGUUAUAUUCUAUUCCAGUACUAUUUUUGAAUCUGCCGGGAUCACAUCAGGUAACGUGGCUACCUUAGGGAUAGGAGCUAUUCAGGUCAUUGCUACUGCAGUAGCUACAUGGUUGGUGGACAAAGCAGGCCGUCGGCUUCUUCUUAUUAUUUCCACUGGUGGAAUGACAGCGAGCCUCCUAAUUGUUGCAGCUGCAUUCUAUGCAAAGGAUUUCGUAUCGGAAGAUUCUGGUAUUUAUAGCAUAUUGGGCAUAUUUUCGGUAGUUGGAGUUGUGGCCAUGAUAAUUUUCUUCUCUCUUGGGAUGGGCCCCGUUCCUUGGGUUAUAAUGUCUGAGAUUCUUCCAAUCAAUAUCAAGGGCCUUGGUGGCGUAGCUACUCUUUCCAACUGGAGUGCCUGGCUGGUUACAAUGACUGCAAACUUGCUAUUGACUUGGAGCAGUGGAGGAACCUUUACCAUAUACAUGGUCGUUAGUGCUUUUGCUGUGGCAUUCGUGACCUUUUUGGUCCCUGAGACAAAAGGGAAAGCUCUGGAAGAAAUUCAGCGGUCCUUCAGAUGAUUUCUCAUCUUUUUCAUUUAUAUUGUAUUAUU
Messenger RNA from Pistacia vera, 1629 nucleotides. Its product is annotated as sugar transporter ERD6-like 6. The record is from RefSeq and is a predicted model, not a curated record. Lineage: Eukaryota; Viridiplantae; Streptophyta; Magnoliopsida; Sapindales; Anacardiaceae. Gene Ontology annotation, biological process: transmembrane transport; carbohydrate transport. Gene Ontology annotation, molecular function: sugar transmembrane transporter activity. Gene Ontology annotation, cellular component: membrane.